UCAAGCGUCAUGGUUGAAUUUUAGUGUUGUAAAUUAUAAAUUCUUAAACUUUACUUAUGGUAGUGCACUCUAAUAUUAGGGCGGAUGUGAUCAUACUAGGAUGUAGUCUUCCUGGUAUAGUUGCCGCUCAUAAACUGAAGAAGACAUUUGGAAAGUCGAUGGAUAUCGUAGUCUUAGAUAUGUCGACAGUUCGCAAGGAUAUCUCGAAAGGUAAUGUAGCCUUUCAGGUAGAUGAUGACGAAUCAGAAGAUGAUGGUCCCGAAGAACCCGAAUCGGUGAGUAAAUUUGUCGACAACAUAGCAAGAGACUACCUACUCAGGUUUACUAAAGAAUUCGGUUUACCCCUACCCGACGCUAUAGCCAAUCCUAAAUUAGUGAGAUCACCGCUAAACAAACUCUUUCAAUAUCGUGACGGAAGCACGGUUCAGUGCACUACUGACUACCAUAAUUUCGAUUACCUAAAUGUGGUAGAGAGAUUUGAGUUGAAUCAAUAUCAGGACCUACUCGACCAGAAUGCGAGAGAUUUGUUUCAACCAAGACGAGUCAACAGGGAUGUGGAGCGAAGAAAUUUAUUGUACUUCGAUAAAACUACGAUGGAAAGUCAUCUCUGCGGUGCUCUGUUGUUCUCGAAUUCGAGAGCAGUGAUGAGGAUGUUGGUUCAACUAGUCUGUGGGGCCUCCUCGUACUCCGUGUCUGUCCUUUUUUACUUACACCAGUGCUACAGGACUUCAAGCAUGAGGAACCAUUUAGACGGAGCCAACACGAGGUUUCGCGAAAAGCUAUUCGGAUACUGUAGGAGACAUUUCUCCCAUAAAUUGCAAAAAAGCGUAGCAGACAUUACGGUGAUAGCGAAACCCAUUCAGAAAAUUCGAUCUUAUUCCAAUGAACAGGUUAUUUUGGAAACCAUUAAGGGAGAAACCAACUACAUUUGCAAUUUAUUAGCAAUGGCUCUGAGGCCUGAUGAGUUGCUGAAGAUAGCGGUUGAGGAGCAGUUUAUGUCAAACAGAGAAGCUGCAGUUGUUGGUGCGAUGCUACCUGGAAGAGUGAUCAAAUUCAGAAUUCAGUAUGAAAGGAACUUCUGGCAGAGUCAAGGAUACAGCGGCGAUAUACUUAGUAUUCGCGGUCCCAUCGUUUGGGCUAUGGAGCGUCCACUCUUGUCAACCACGGGUGCGGAAACCAACGCAGGCUUAGUUGGGGUUCUGAUAGUUAGAGACGGCGUAAGCAACUCCAAGGAUGCUGUAUUGGAACAGCUUACGAAUUUAUUUGGAGAAGAAGCCGCAAAGCCCCUUGUUUACAAAGAGAAAAACAUUUCUGAUAUUUUCGUACCGCGCUGCGGGGACUACGUGGUUCUUCGCAACUUAACAUCAUCUAUAAAACCUAACAGCGUAGUGGAGUGGGGGGCCCUGGACGUGUUUGGGGAGGGCGACGUGGCAGCCGCUUUAGAAGCAGGACAUAAUGCCUACUUGCAUCUCUUGAGAUGCUUGCGGCCACAAGCGACAACAUUUGAAGACUUGGAACUGACCAGCUCACCAACGAUACUUGAUGAAGGUCCUCUUACCCGCUCGAUCCCGCGAUUCAACUAUAUUAAUACGAUAAAGAUGGUUGUAUGUACCACAGCACUGAUCAUAGGUAUGAAACUAAUACGAUCUUAUAUGCAGAAAUGAGAAACGUGUCCCGAAGGUGUUUGCGUUUGUUGGAGUAAAAAUAUUGAUAAAUUAGUCCGUGAUUUUUAUACAAGUGUCAUGUUGUUGUUUUUAUUUGUUUUGUUAUUAUUGUUUAGAUUUUUAGAU
Messenger RNA from Cydia strobilella, 1790 nucleotides. RefSeq lists its product as uncharacterized. The transcript has a single exon. Lineage: Eukaryota; Metazoa; Arthropoda; Insecta; Lepidoptera; Tortricidae. The coding region runs from base 57 to 1664 and encodes 535 amino acids. The record is from RefSeq and is a predicted model, not a curated record.